AUGUCUGCUUCUAGCAUCUCUCCUCGUCGGGAGCCCCAGCGCUGGAAGACCCUCUACAGAAUGCUCACUCGCCCCGGGCCUUUUUGUGAUCCGGAUUGGGUGCCCGGCCCAGAAACAAUCACUGAUCUCGAAACUUCUAAAAUUCUAGGAGCUGGAGGGUUGGGAUGUGAAAUCCUGAAGAACUUGGCCCUAUCUGGAUUUAAAGAUAUUCAUGUCAUUGAUAUGGAUACUAUCGAUAUAUCAAAUUUGAAUCGGCAAUUUUUGUUCCGCCAAAGUGAUGUUGGAAAGCCUAAAGCUGAAGUGGCAGCUGCUUUCGUGGAGCGAAGGGUGAAAGGCGUCAAGAUUACUCCCUACGUUGGCAAAAUCCAGGACAAGGAUCAAAGUUAUUACAUGCAAUUCAAAAUGAUUGUCUGUGGGCUUGACAGUGUUGAAGCACGGCGCUGGAUAAAUUCAAUGCUGGUUGGGAUGGUGGAUGGUGAGAAUCUGGAGAGCUUGAAACCGUUGAUCGAUGGUGGAUCAGAAGGCUUCAAGGGACAAGCUCGAGUUAUUCUUCCUACACUCUCUUCUUGUAUCGAGUGCCAACUCGACAUGCAUGCACCCCGGGCCGCAGUGCCAUUGUGCACCAUCGCGACGAUUCCUCGACAGCCACAACACUGCAUUGAAUGGGCGCAUCAAAUUGCAUGGGGCGAACAUCGUAAAGAUGAAGAAUUUGAUGGCGACGAUAUGGAGCACAUAACAUGGAUUUAUAACACGGCAUUUGAACGAGCGAAGAAAUUCAAUAUCCCUGGCGUGACUUUCUCGAUGACUCAGGGUGUCGUAAAAAACAUUAUCCCCGCAAUCGCUUCUACAAACGCUGUGAUCGCAGCUGCCUGCACCUCGGAAGCGCUGAAGAUUGCGACGUCCUGCAACCCUUACUUAGAGAACUAUAUGAUGUACGCCGGCGAAGAAGGUGUCUACACCUACACGUUCGCCGCCGAACAGAAGAGCGAUUGCCCUGUGUGUGGCGAUUUGGCGAAGCCUCUUAUAGUAGAUCCCGAAUCGACUUUGGAAGAUUUUAUACUAUCUCUAGGAGAAUUACCGGAAGCCCAACUCAAAUCUCCCAGUUUGAGAUCAGAGGCGAAGAUGCUUUAUCAGCGUGUUCCCCGACAGUUGGAGGAGCACACAAGACCGAAUUUGAAACAGAAAUUAAAAGAUCUUGUUGCUGAUGGUGACGAAGUAGCUGUUAGCGACCCAGCCCUACACGAUCGACUUUCGAUUUAG
This is a messenger RNA of Histoplasma mississippiense, 1260 nucleotides long. RefSeq lists its product as hypothetical. Gene Ontology annotation, cellular component: cytoplasm; nucleus. NCBI's taxonomy places the organism in Eukaryota, Fungi, Ascomycota, Eurotiomycetes, Onygenales, Ajellomycetaceae. Gene Ontology annotation, biological process: protein neddylation. Gene Ontology annotation, molecular function: NEDD8 activating enzyme activity. The transcript has 5 exons. The coding region runs from base 1 to 1260 and encodes 419 amino acids. The record is from RefSeq and is a predicted model, not a curated record.